This is a messenger RNA of Arvicanthis niloticus (Nile rat), 837 nucleotides long. NCBI's taxonomy places the organism in Eukaryota, Metazoa, Chordata, Mammalia, Rodentia, Muridae. The record is from RefSeq and is a predicted model, not a curated record.
GACAUUCAAGGGCACUGACUAUUCUGGUUUGCUGAUUCUUGAGAGGCAGCUGAAUCAAGACACUUGAUCUCUUUCUGAAGAACACCCCCUCUUCUUUGUGUUUGAGGAAAUUUGUUUUUGUGCUUGGAGAGAGUCAGUUCAUGAUCAUCAACAUGAUACUUUCUCCAGAUUCAUGAAGACAGACAGUUCCUGUACAAAGAGCCCUGGGGAUAUUUUUAAACAAGAGAAAAUGUUCAAGUCCUUCAAAGAUAUUUCCAAAUACUUCUCUGAGGAAGAAUGGGCAAAGCUGACCAAAUGGCAGAAAAGUGCCUAUGUGUUUAUGAAAAGAAACUACAUCAGAAUGACAGGCCUAGGGGUCACAGUCAACCAACCAGUUUUCAUGCGUGGAAAGGAUCAUAUCACAGAAUCCCUAAUGAAGGAAUCUGAUGAAGGUCUUGACCGUGAACAUGAAGGUGAACAUUCUAAGUCGACAUUUGUCAUGGAACAUACAAAAGGCCUGAAGGUCCAGAAGGAGGCAGCAUGGAAUGGAAAUUGCAAAAAGAGAGUGCCAGGUGCACAUGGCUCAGAAAGGGCUCAAAGAUGCCUGCAUACCCAAGCAAAAUCAAGUGUAUUUCGGAGACGCAGUGAGGUGGCAACAGGACCCAAGCGAAGUCAUGGGUGUGCCAGAAAACAAAGAUCUCAGAAAAGAAAGCAUAUCCUAAUGUUUGAAGUGAGCAGUGAUAAUGAAGAAAAUCACUAACCUGGAAAAGCUGGUGAGAAGAAUUUGGUGAUCAUUCAGAAUCAUGGAAACAACUCUGGUACCCUGAAUAUCAAAUGAAAGAAAAAAUUCCCACAGUG